AUGGAAAAGUCCUGGAUGCUGUGGAACUUUGUUGAAAGAUGGCUAAUAGCCUUGGCUUCAUGGUCUUGGGCUCUCUGCCGUAUUUCUCUUUUACCUUUAAUAGUGACUUUUCAUCUGUAUGGAGGCAUUAUUUUACUUUUGUUAAUAUUCAUAUCAAUAGCAGGUAUUCUGUAUAAAUUCCAGGAUGUAUUGCUUUAUUUUCCAGAACAGCCAUCCUCUUCACGUCUUUAUGUUCCCAUGCCCACUGGCAUUCCACAUGAAAACAUUUUCAUCAGAACCAAAGAUGGAAUACGUCUGAAUCUUAUUUUGAUACGAUACACUGGAGACAAUUCACCCUAUUCCCCAACUAUAAUUUAUUUUCAUGGCAAUGCAGGCAACAUAGGUCACAGGUUGCCAAAUGCAUUACUUAUGUUGGUUAACCUCAAAGUUAACCUUUUGCUGGUUGAUUAUCGAGGAUAUGGAAAAAGUGAAGGAGAAGCAAGUGAAGAAGGACUCUACUUAGAUUCUGAAGCUGUGUUAGACUACGUGAUGACUAGACCUGACCUUGAUAAAACAAAAAUUUUUCUUUUUGGCCGUUCCUUGGGUGGAGCAGUGGCUAUUCAUUUGGCUUCUGAAAAUUCACAUAGGAUUUCAGCCAUUAUGGUGGAGAACACAUUUUUAAGCAUACCACAUAUGGCCAGCACUUUAUUUUCAUUCUUUCCGAUGCGUUACCUUCCUUUAUGGUGCUACAAAAAUAAAUUUUUGUCCUACAGAAAAAUCUCUCAGUGCAGAAUGCCUUCUCUUUUCAUCUCUGGACUCUCAGAUCAAUUAAUUCCACCAGUAAUGAUGAAACAACUUUAUGAACUCUCCCCAUCUCGGACUAAGAGAUUAGCCAUUUUUCCAGAUGGGACUCACAAUGACACAUGGCAGUGCCAAGGCUAUUUCACUGCACUUGAACAGUUCAUCAAAGAAGUCGUAAAGAGCCAUUCUCCUGAAGAAAUGGCAAAAACUUCAUCUAAUGUAACAAUUAUAUAAUGUUUCCCUUUUUGAUUAUUGCAUUGUAUUUUAAUUUGUGCAGAAUGAUAAAGAAUGUUCCUUUUAGAAGUAUUUUCUGUCUGUACCUGUCUGAAGAGUGACAUUAAACUUUGAAAGGACUUCACUGCUCCUUUAUGAUAUUCCAAAUAGUUUUUUACAUUGGAAAAACUAUAAUUCUUGGGAUUCUUUCAUACAUUUUCAUCAAAACUUUCAGUGUGAUUAUGUAUUCAUAUCUUUAGUUUAAUAUGUCAGUAUAAUAGAUAUUGUUCAAAAGUUUCUUGUUGCUAAAGUGGUGUAAUCUGUUACACAGAUGAAUAGCUAGAUGUGGAAAGAGAUGUAAACAAGAAACCUUUGGGUAUUAUUUCUUAAGUAAAUAUUGGGACAAUCAUGGUAAGCAAACUUAGUUCUGUAACUGCAUUUUUCACCUUAAAAGUUAAAUGAAAUGCAUGAUGGUAUUUUAUUCCUUGAAUUAUGCAAUGCAACAUUUUACAUGUAAAUAGCACUGGUCAUAUACUGAUGUAUAUGGUUAUCUGGGUUAUAUCUAUUUUUAUGUAAACUCUAUUUUGUUUUUGGCAAGAAGUGAAAUUGAGACUUAUGUGCAGGUUGCCAUUGAAUUUUGCUCUGGUGAAUGCUGAGAUCCAGCUUUUUCUUACAAAUAAAUGGGACCCUGUUUUCCAA
Molecule: messenger RNA, 1692 nt
Organism: Pongo pygmaeus (Bornean orangutan)
Lineage: Eukaryota; Metazoa; Chordata; Mammalia; Primates; Hominidae
Gene: ABHD13
Product: abhydrolase domain containing 13
Exons: 1
Coding region: 1-1014 (337 amino acids)
Cellular component (GO): membrane
Molecular function (GO): palmitoyl-(protein) hydrolase activity
Source: RefSeq, a predicted model, not a curated record